AUGGUUCCCCCACCACCUGUCAGCAAGCCCCAUGUGUGCCUCUCCACCAUGCUCAUCAUGAGCAGCCUCAUCCUUAUGGAUGCCUACCUGGUGGAGCAGAGCCAGGGCUCCAGGAAACUGGGCAUCUGCGUCAUGGUGGCAGUGGGUGAUGUGUGCUUUCUGCUGGUACUCCGCUACGUGGCUGUCUGGGUCGGGGCAGAGGUAAAGACAGCCAAGCGAGGCUAUGCCAUGAUCCUCUGGUUCCUCUAUGUCUUCGUUCUGGAGAUCAAAGUCUACUUUGUCUACCAGAACUAUAAAGCUGACCGGAAAAGCCUGGACCUCAUGGCCCGCAAAGCACUGACUUUGCUGCUCUCCAUCUGCAUCCCAGCCCUCUACGUGUUGUUGGUGGCCACAGAGCACAUGGAUUACGUCAGGACAUUCAAGAAGAAAGAGGAUCUCCGCAAUCGCCUCUUCUGGGUCAUUGUGGACAUGCUGGAUGUGCUGGACAUCCAGGCCAACCUGUGGGAGCCCCAAAAGAAGGGGCUGCCACUCUGGGCUGAGGGCAUCAUGUUCUUCUACUGCUACAUCUUGCUCCUGGUCCUCCCCUGUGUAUCCCUCUGCGAGAUCAGCAUGCAAGGGAUUGGCAUCGUGCCGCAUCGGAUGAUGCUGUACCCCAUGCUAAGCAUGCUCACUGUCAACAUCACCACCAUCUUCAUCCGAGGCAGCAACAUGGUCUUCUUCAGAGACGCUCGGGUCUCCAGCAUCUUCAUGGGCAAGAACAUGCUGGCUAUUGGACUGAAGAUCUGCAUGUUUGUGCAGUACCAGCGACACCGGCACCACGCGUCCCUGGGGCCAGGCCCAGCCCCGCAGCCUGGCUCCCAGGCCCAGCCUCCUUCCCCUGGGCUGCGCAAGUCUCGAGAGCAGCCUGCCUGUCCUGAGGAGCUGACCCAGGACGACACGUGACAGCCAGCAGGAGUCCCAGCCUGGCCAUUGCUAUGCUUGGCCAGCAAAUUGUGCAGCUCCCCAUGACGCGGGGUGGGUGGGCAAGGGAACACCCCUGUCCCUGUCCCCAGGGGGAGCAUGGGGGCAGGGAGGUGGCCUCCAUGAGGCUGCAGAGCAGUUUAGGACUUCCACACCCCGCCUGGCAAGAUGGGUACCGGAUGGCACGAGGUGGCCGGAUUCAUCCACAGUGUGCCGUAUCUCCCCAGGGCACGCUGGGGCCACGCAGCCAUCUGCUGUAGGGCCUGGACACCACCUCCAGCCCGGUCCUUGCUCCCAGCACGACGCUGCCCUCCAGCCAGCCGGGGUGCAGGCCGAGGAGGGCGCGCAAGGACGCCGGGGGUCCGCCUGCUCUGCCUGCGCUGCUUGCCCCGGCUGUGGGUUGGCUCACCCCUGCGCUGCAGCCCGCCCCUGCUGCAAGAGCCAUGGGCGCCAGGGCAGCAGGAGCAAGGCCUGAGCCCCAGCCCGGCCGUCCCUUCCAGGCUACCGCAGGCCCGGGGGGCUCAGGGAGGGUCACUGGCCUUUUUCAUAGUUCCUUCUUUGCAAUAAAAGAUGACCUGAG
Molecule: messenger RNA, 1540 nt
Organism: Rhea pennata
Lineage: Eukaryota; Metazoa; Chordata; Aves; Rheiformes; Rheidae
Product: transmembrane protein 121-like
Exons: 1
Coding region: 1-942 (313 amino acids)
Source: RefSeq, a predicted model, not a curated record